Ipomoea triloba (trilobed morning glory) is the source of this 1094-nucleotide messenger RNA. RefSeq names its product GDSL esterase/lipase 7-like. The record is from RefSeq and is a predicted model, not a curated record. The coding region runs from base 15 to 1070 and encodes 351 amino acids. Gene Ontology annotation, molecular function: hydrolase activity, acting on ester bonds. NCBI's taxonomy places the organism in Eukaryota, Viridiplantae, Streptophyta, Magnoliopsida, Solanales, Convolvulaceae. The transcript has 4 exons.
UGCGGCCGGUGUUCAUGGCGGUUUUUGUGGCGUGUUGUUAUCAAAUCGCGCAGUCGUCGGAGCCUCCUCUGGCGCCGGCGUUAUACGUCAUAGGGGAUUCCUUGCUCGACAGCGGGAACAACAAUCUCCUGCCGACGUUUGCCAGAGCGAAUUUCUUCCCUUACGGCAGCGUUUUUGCGGCGGGAGCUACCGGGAGGUUUACGAACGGGAAAACCGUCGCGGAUUUCGUAGCUGAGGCUCUCGGAUUGCCGUUUCCUCCGCCUUACUUGAGCCUGCGAGGAUCAACGCCCCUCACGGGGCUGAAUUAUGCGUCUGCAUCCUGCGGCAUUCUACGCGAAACUGGAAAUGACCUAGGGAAGUGUUUGUCUAUAGCUGAGCAAGUUGACAUGUUCAAUCAAACGGUUCAGAUGGAACUGUCAAGGCACUACAACAGCUCAGAGCUUUCGGAUCACUUGUCCAAGUCCAUUUUUCUCUUGGCUAUAGGCAACAAUGACUACAUCAACAACUACCUACAACCAAAUUUUUACAAUACCAGUAGAACUUACUCCCCUACAUCGUUCGCUAAACUUGUCGUCGAUGCACUCUCCGUGCAAUUCCAGAGGUUAUAUGAUUUGGGAGCUAGAAAGCUGGUGAUGUUUGAGAUUGGGCCGAUUGGUUGCAUUCCGUUAUUCACGAAGAAAACUAAACGGACAAAUAAUGAGACCUGUGUUGUCGAUUACAACCAGCUUGCGAUGAUGUUCAACGAUCAGCUUGACGCCAUGCUGAAAAAUCUGACCACUACCCUCCACGACUCUCAAUUUAUACUCGGUCAUUGUCACUGGCUUGGCUACGAUGUCGCCAUUAAUCCGUCUACCUAUGGUUUGACAGAUUCAAGCAAUCCUUGUUGCCUUACAUGGGAUGGGGCUUCGGCAUGCAUACCGGAGACGAUAGCAUGCCGUGACGCCGACAAACACUAUUUCUGGGACGGCUAUCAUGGUACAGAAGCUUUUUAUAGGAUCGUUGCGACUCGGUGUAUCAACGGAACUGAUGUUUGCCUUCCAAAGAACAUCAUGGACCUCGUUCGACCCUGAACUCACAUUGUUUGUGGGUAAAAA